AACAUUUUUGUUGGAGAAAUGUCUUCAGAGUUAGAAAAGGAGAAAGAGAGGCUGGCUCAAGCCACCAAAAUGUUCUUCUUUCACAUGCAAGAUCUUGCAUCCUUCACAAACACACUUGUCGAAUUGUUUAAUAGCAUGAAUGCUCAGAUUGUCUCGAUGGCUCUGAAAGAAGAUGUUAAUACUAAGGAUGUCUUUGAACAAAUGUUCAGCAUUUUUAAGGAGAGGCAAUCUAUAGUCAAUGCAAGACAAGACACAAUGCAAAAGGAACUUUUGUGUUCCAAGAUUGCAAUGGCUUUGUGCUCCAGGCUCGAGAAGAGUGCCAAGGCAAAGGAGUUGCAAAAGUCAGCUAACGAAGGGUUCAGAGAGGUCCAGACACCACUCAUUGUGUCCGUGCUGAAUGAUAGUAACAUUCCUGAGAGUUUGGAAUCUUCCCUUUUACUCUUGAUGAAGUACCCCAUCAUGAAUCUCCAGUGAAGUGAUUUAUAUAGAAAAGACACCAAAGACCAAUCAGAUGCUACCACAUCUGAGAAAAGCUCAGGUCCAGGUCCAUCCAAUGCUACAGCUGACACCUUGAACAAGUUGCUGGAUGCACUAAAAAUUGAAAAUGACAAUAGCAUUGUGUCAGCAGCAGAGCAGUUGGAGCAAAUUGUUAAAAAUAUGGGACCAAUCUGCCUCCAAAAAGCCAUACAGAGUAUGGAGAUGAAGACUCCUGUGUUAAAGAAAGCCAAUGACUAGUAGGAAUGCAUCAAUGACUAGUGAGAAGGGCUUGUUUCUGUCAGAAAAUCAAUUCAAAUUCAUUGUACUUUCUCACCUCUUUGCUGCCAGACAAGUGGUCUAUUGGGGCUGGGAAACCAUUCAAAUUUUGCUUAUCCAAAUAAAAAUAAUAAAAGAAAGCCUGCUUGAAGUGGCAGAUAUUAAAAGGUUAUAUUGUUCCAAAAGUCAAGGUAAUGUUAUAUUUGAGGAUGUUUCUAA
Manis pentadactyla (Chinese pangolin) is the source of this 972-nucleotide messenger RNA. RefSeq names its product chromosome 14 C12orf60 homolog (gene C14H12orf60). The record is from RefSeq and is a predicted model, not a curated record. NCBI's taxonomy places the organism in Eukaryota, Metazoa, Chordata, Mammalia, Pholidota, Manidae.